Messenger RNA from Pyrus x bretschneideri (Chinese white pear), 1696 nucleotides. RefSeq names its product leucoanthocyanidin reductase. Bases 161 to 1240 code for a protein of 359 amino acids. The record is from RefSeq and is a predicted model, not a curated record. Gene Ontology annotation, molecular function: oxidoreductase activity. The transcript has 5 exons. Lineage: Eukaryota; Viridiplantae; Streptophyta; Magnoliopsida; Rosales; Rosaceae.
AGAAAGCAAGAAGUUCAAUGUGGUAACUCCCUCUUGUCUCCCUGUGUGUUUCCUGUGUGAAUCCUUACCCCACUAACAAAGGAAUUGUGGUCACAGUUGAAACUAGCUUAAAUACUUAAACGUCUAAAGUUAAGGGAGGCAGGCAAGCAAACAAACAAUCAUGUGUGGAACAACUACUCCGAAUGUUUCGGAGAUUGCGAAACAUAGGACCCUGAUCAUUGGAUCAACAGGAUUCAUUGGCCGGUUCGUUGCUGAAGCCAGCCUUCACUCAGGUCACCCAACCUAUCUCCUUGUCCGCCCCGGCUCAGUCGUGGGCUCUUCCAAGAGCACCACCACUAUCGGGUACUUACAAGAGAGAGGAGCUAUAGUCAUAACGGGCUCCAUUGAUGAUCAAGAUUCAAUGGAGAAAGUGUUGAAGGAGCACAAGAUUGAAGUUGUCGUAUCAGUUGUGGGUGGUGCAAGAAUUUUGGAUCAGCUUAUUUUACUGGAAGCCAUCAAAGCUGUGGGCACUGUUAAGAGAUUUUUGCCAUCUGAGUUUGGGCAUGACAUAGACACAGCUGAUCCAGUAGAGCCAGGGCUAACUAUGUACAAUGAGAAGAGAAAAGUCAGAAGGGCCACUGAGGCUGCUGGAAUUCCCUACACUUACAUAUGCUGCAACUCCAUUGCUGGUUGGCCUUAUCAUGACAACAUUCACCCCGCCGAUGUCCUCCCGCCGUUGGAUCGAUUCCACAUCUAUGGUGAUGGCACUGUCAAAGCUUACUUUGUGACUGGUUCUGACAUCGGAAAAUUCACCAUGAAAACAAUCGGUGACGUCCGAACAGUCAACAAAUCUGUUCAUUUUCGACCACAAUGCAACCUGUUGAACAUCAACCAGCUUGCAUCUUUGUGGGAGAAGAGCAUUGGACGCACACUCCCUAGACUCACUGUUACAGAAGACGACCUUCUUUCUGCUGCCAAAGAAAUGAUCAUCCCACAAAGCAUUGUGGCAUCCUUCACUCAUGACAUUUUCAUCAAGGGCUGCCAAGUAAACUACGACAUAGAAAACCCUAACGACAUUGAAGUCUGUUCUCUCUAUCCCGACACACCAUUUCAGACCGUGGAGGAGUGCUUCAAAGAUUUUGCCACAAAGGUUGUCGUCGUUAAUGUUCCGAAAGUAGCUGAAAAAUCAAAGAGCAAAGAUUUCAUCCUCGUGCCGAAUACGAAACCAGAAGCGUUAGUUGUUGCGCCAGCAUCAGCUUGAUCAAAGCAAGGUUAAUCUUAUUUCUUCUUAUCAAUCUGCUCAAGUAAAAAAGAAUAAUGAAUGUACCGUAUCCGGUCGAUCUUUUCCCUUCUUCUGUUAUUGUAGGAAAUAAGUUUGUCUCGAGGAAAUUAUGCACUAUUUUGUCGAUCUUUAACUUGAGGAGAGAUUUUUCAAACACAAUCCAGUAUACCUAGUGUAAUAAUACAAUUGGUUAGAAAAUUGAAAAAAAAAUUCUAAUCAAUUGUAUUAACACUCGAGAGUAUCGUGACGUGUCCCGGCACAUUGAAAAAUUUCUCCAACUUGAUAGUCAAAUGAUGCAGCUAGUGAACAGUCCAAGAUUGUGGGAAAUAAAUGAACUACUUAUCCAUAUAGAGUUUCAAAUGAAACUUGUCUUCAAGCAAUCGCUUGUAACUUGUUCGCUUUGUGAUAUAAUUAAAGAUGAGGGAAUUACAGAUU